UCCCAGCAGACGUGCGCACAAGCUUCGAUCUUGAGCUAUAAUGGAUACAGUUCGUUUCAGGUCAUUUCAGUACAGGCCGUCGUGUCGCCACGACGCCUGCUAUGGAAAAUUCGCCUGGUUGACUUGAACCCGUUGGAUUCCUCAUACAGGCCGUCGUGUCGCCACGACGCCUGCUAUGGAAAAUUCGCCUGGUUGACUCGAGCCCGUUGGAUUCCUCAUAUACUGCUAUACGAGAAGACUGCGUGGCACAGAGUGCGUGAGUACGAUAGCCAACCUAAUAUCAUACAUGCUGCUGCUACGCUAAACUGAUCACACUAGCGCGCACUGUAAAACACAAGCCGUGUGCAUUAUCCACGUAGUGGGAAGACGACCACGGGUGCCGGUCAACGACUCAGGCACACCGAGACCGAUCUUGCUGAGACCAAGAGUGCCGGUCAACGACUCAGGCACACCAAGGACUCCGUGGAUUUUCACUCCUAUAUUCUGCACUCGUGCUCGCGUGGAACAUUCACAACAUCAUGCUACGUUCAGUGGUACACACUCCCCCUGCCCUGGGGCACUCAGUACCACUGUCGGUCACGCUGAUGGACGCGAGGUUUGCCUCCCCGACGGGUCUUCUUCUUCUUCUUUUUCGGGGGCUCCCCCGUUUGCUCCAGCUGUUCGCUGUCGCCGCGUCCUUCACGUUGAGAGGGUUCGACAUCUUCUGGCUCGUCUCCUGGCUCGACUCCUGGCGGAGGACUUGUGAGGCUGCUUUCACGUCUCUGUACCUGUUGCCCCACGGGGUAUCGCAGUGGCUGCCCAAAGGGUACAAUCGAGGACUCUCCUGAACAAUGUGCCAUGGGAUGUAUGAUGUGACAGAGACACGGUUAUUUUCCCAGUGGACGUGCGCACAAGCUUCGAUCUUGAGCCAUAAUGGAUACAGUUCGUUUCAGGUCAUUUCAGUACAGGCCGUCGUGUCGCCACGACGCCAGCUAUGGAAAAUUCGCCUGGUUGACUUGAACCCGUUGGAUUCCUCAUACAGGCCGUCGUGUCGCCACGACGCCUGCUAUGGAAAAUUCGCCUGGUUGACUUGAACCCGUUGGAUUCCUCAUACAGGCCGUCGUGUCGCCACGACGUCUGCUAUGGAAAAUUCGCCUGGUUGACUUGAACCCGUUGGAUUCCUCAUCUACUGCUAUACGAGAAGACUGCGUGGCACAGAGUGCGUGAGUACGAUAGCCAACCUAAUAUCAUACAUGCUGCUGCUACGCUAAACUGAUCACACUAGCGCGCACUGUAAAACACAAGCCGUGUGCAUUAUCCACGUAGUGGGAAGACGACAACGAGUGCCGGUCAACGACUCAGGCACGCCGAGACCGAUCUUGCUGAGACCUAGAGUGCCGGUCAACGACUCAUGCACACCAAGGACUCCGUGGAUUUUCACUCCUAUAUUCUGCGCUCGUGCUCGCGUGGAACAUUCACAACAUCAUGCUACGUUCAGUGGUACACA
Prorocentrum cordatum is the source of this 1486-nucleotide messenger RNA. The record is from the annotation of a GenBank genome assembly. NCBI's taxonomy places the organism in Eukaryota, Dinophyceae, Prorocentrales, Prorocentraceae.